Rhodamnia argentea is the source of this 1050-nucleotide messenger RNA. RefSeq names its product SUMO-conjugating enzyme SCE1-like. Gene Ontology annotation, cellular component: nucleus. Gene Ontology annotation, biological process: protein sumoylation. The record is from RefSeq and is a predicted model, not a curated record. The transcript is spliced from 5 exons. Gene Ontology annotation, molecular function: SUMO conjugating enzyme activity. The coding region runs from base 192 to 704 and encodes 170 amino acids. Lineage: Eukaryota; Viridiplantae; Streptophyta; Magnoliopsida; Myrtales; Myrtaceae.
AUGAAAUUCCAAUCGAUGGCGCUGGCAGAUCACGAUCUACGAAAGAUUCUGCUGCCAAAUUGACAAUUACCGUAAUCCCUCAAACUUGGGUCGGUUCUCGUUUCCGUUCUUGCGAUACGGGGCGAAAAGACCACCCUGCUCUUUGGGCUUCAUCGAUCGGUCGGCGGAGGGAGAUAGCGAGAGAGGAGGACAUGUCCGCUGGCGUCGCUCGGGGUCGCUUGUCGGAGGAGCGAAAAGCCUGGCGUAGGAGUCACCCCCACGGUUUCGUGGCAAAACCAGAGACAGCUCCAGAUGGGUCCGUGAACUUGAUGGUUUGGCAUUGCAUUAUUCCCGGCAGAGCUGGUGUUAGUCCUCACUUCCCUAACCUUGUAGACAGUACUGACUGGGAAGGUGGCAAUUAUCCGCUUACACUAUACUUUACGGAGGAUUACCCCAGCAAGGCUCCAAAGUGCAUGUUCCCUAAGGAUUUUUUCCACCUCAAUGUCUAUGGUUCAGGCAUGGUCUGUCUGUCAAUCCUCAAUGAAGAUGGGUGGAGACCCUCUAUCACGGUGAGGCAACUCUUAGUGGGCAUUCAGGAUUUGCUUGACCAGCCCAACCCUGCUAGUCCAGCAGACCAUGAAGAAUACCAACUUUUUGUAAAGGAUCCAGCUGAGUACCAGAGAAGGGUGAGGCAACAAGCCAAGAAAUAUCCGCCUCUUGUGUAGUGUUAAGCUUUAUGAUUGGCAGACCUCUGUGCUUUGUGCAAGAUGGGUACCAAAGUUAAACUGAGGAGAUCGCAAAACAAGGCUCAAGUGCUGCUCUUUAGUUUAUUUACAGUCUCCUCUUUGAAGUUGGAGGGCUUCAAUUUGUUGACAGAUUAAUUCGUUGGCUUCAGAGUUGAGGAAAAUGGUUAUUCUCUGCUGCAAGAGGUAUCCAUUUCAGCCUUACAGGCGAUGUGUAUGUACUAUUGGCUCAUUCUUUUUUGCUUUCAAAACCUCAUGAUACAUGAUAACUCUCUCUCUCUCUCUCUCUUUCUCUCUCAUUGACUGACAUCCAUGCCAUUACAAUUAA